AUGACUUCCACGUUAGAUGGAAUUCCCAACCUGAUAGAAACGGACUCUGCUGCCAAUUUUGCUUGGGGCAACACGUCCUCUUUAGAAUGUGAACCCUCUGACUCUUGGGAGGCAGAUAGCAAUGCUAAUUUUGCCUGGGGUUAUCCAGAUUCCUCCUCAUCCAAGAAGAAAUCAGAGGAGUACGUCACGAUACAAAUGCCAGUGAAAAACAUCCCUCCACCACCUCUACCUAAAAAGGAGGUUUCUGUCUGGAAGUACCCAGAAUACGUCAACUUUUCCGAGCGUUAUGCCAGUUUUGGGGAUUGGCCAAAAUAUCUGAAGGGACCCAACAAAAAAGACCUGGCACGUUCUGGAUUCAUCUACACCAAGAUCGGAGACAGAGUCACUUGUUUCUCCUGUGGCAUGACCCUGAAAAACUGGGAACCUCUGGACGAUGCUUACAAAGAACACCUUCGUUGGUCCAAGAACUGUACCUACGCCCGGAUGGUAACAGAUGGAAAAUACGAUGACUGGAGAAAGAGAUCUUACAAUGUUCGUCAGUAA
Saccostrea echinata is the source of this 543-nucleotide messenger RNA. RefSeq names its product death-associated inhibitor of apoptosis 2-like. The record is from RefSeq and is a predicted model, not a curated record. The coding region runs from base 1 to 543 and encodes 180 amino acids. NCBI's taxonomy places the organism in Eukaryota, Metazoa, Mollusca, Bivalvia, Ostreida, Ostreidae. Gene Ontology annotation, cellular component: nucleus; cytoplasm; spindle microtubule. The transcript has a single exon. Gene Ontology annotation, biological process: regulation of cell cycle.